This is a messenger RNA of Procambarus clarkii (red swamp crayfish), 2371 nucleotides long. NCBI's taxonomy places the organism in Eukaryota, Metazoa, Arthropoda, Malacostraca, Decapoda, Cambaridae. The record is from RefSeq and is a predicted model, not a curated record.
CGUAAAUGUGUGGUGGCGGCCAUGAAGCCUCCUUGAGGGCGGGGUGCUAGAACCGCGCAAGUUUUGAAGUUGAGGCAGCCGCAGCCAGCUGGCGUGGAGGACGCUUCUCUAGACCAGAGUUAUCAUGACUGCCAAACACACAGACCUUGAACUAGGUCAUUUUACAAGCGGUUUUUGGAAUACUUAUGUUCUAGAAGAUUAUCAACCUUCUGGACAUCUCACCUGUGGCACAAUUCAAAGGAAUAUGCAAGUGUUCAAUGAAAAUUUCAAGGUACAUGUGAGCUUAAUUCCAGCUCAGGAAUUAAUAUAUUGGGAGUUGAGUCUUGAAGAGAAGAAAAGGCGCAGAUCAGCAAGAAGAAGCGGUGGAGAAGCUUUAGCUGAAGCGAAUAAAGCGCCUAGUGUUAUAAAGUAUAAGUUUGCUAUCAGCGAUAAGGAAGGAUUGCUGUUUGCCAACAAAAGAAUUCCAGCUAAAAUACUAAAGCUGCUGCAAAAGGCCUUAAAAUGUAAGGAUUUCAAGAUAAUUGAGCUGAGUAAUAGUGACCCCGUUAAUCUCUUGAUGGCCUACAAACAGUCUAGGAAGCGAGCUCCUGGCCAUCUUAAAUUACAGUGUGAUUUGAAAAUGACAGCUGCAACAGACGAUGUCCAAGAGGAUGCCCUAUUAAAAGGUGGUGAUGUGAAUAUUAACACUACAAGCAGUGUGAUUCACCAGAAGCUUGGCUGUCACUUUAAGCAAAUUCCAUGCAUAAGGAAGGUUUCCACCACUGUGAAUAAUAUGCCUAUCAGAACAGAGGUUCCAGCGCUAAAAGGCUUCCGAUUAUCGUCAGUGAACUUAGAGGUUCAUGCGCCUUCAGUUUUCCAUUUAUUUAAGGAGCUUGGAGAACGAGAAGUGAUUACAGAUAUUCCUCCAUGGCUAGAAAAAAUAAGAACCAGUGGCAAAACGCACUGUAUUGCCAAGUACGAAUGAAAACUGGCAAUAGAAUGCAUUGCUUAAUAAAAACAUGUCUAUCUGAGCUGAGCCAUUCCUAGCCAAUUGAUCAUAACAGGUACAGUUAGACUUUCUUGUACUUUUAUAUACUGAAUUGUACUGCUACUGUAAUUUUCAUUCUGUAAAAUAUACUGAAUGAUAUAUACACAAUAUUGGAAAUGUUGAUAAUGAUAGUCUUUGUAUAAUAUGAUUAGAGCUGUCAACAUAUUUUAGCAUGUUAUAGUAAAGAAAAUUAGAUGCUGUACUUUGUUAAUAAAUUUAUUCAUGCACGACAUGUCAGAUAUUCUCUGUGCCACUGGUCUGAAGUAAUGUGUCAAAAUGAGUAUUGAGUGUGGCGAGGCAAAAGGCAAUUAUUACGUGUAUGACAAUUCACAUGAUGCUCGUUGACACCUUACCUGUAAAGUGGGUGUUACUAGUGUAGCCACCUCCAAUGCAGUGAUGCUAUUGCUUGUGAAGUAUUAAACAAAAGAUCAAGUAUCCUCUGGCUGAUCUUACACUUGUUCUUGCAUGACAUUGGCAGUUGUGGGUAUCGCCACACCCUAUAGAAAUAGUAAUUAUGAUGUGUUCAUUGGACACCCAAUGGUCAUUAAUUUGUUUUAAUAAAGAUUGCAUAUUUGUGUAACCCAUCCUUCGCUAAUAAGACAGUAUGUAUUAUGGCAGAAAUGAAUACAGAAUUUGUUGGUUGCACACAGAUAACUACAAGUUUUAUACUAAGAUAUAAAAUUUUAAAGCAGAAACAAAGUGUGAAAACAAAAAAUCUAACCUGUCAAAGGCCUAACCAAAUGUAUCCUAGGUUUGAAAAAGUUCAUAUGCUGUACAGUAUAAACACUAUUUUAAAACUUCACAAACAAUACAGUAUUUGCAAUAUAGAUGACUACUUUUAGCUGAAUGUUCUGAACUAAUAAAACAGUUUUUUUUUGCAAUUAGUUAAUAACUGCUUUAUUAACCCUUAGACUAAGGCUGACAUACAACUAGCCUCUUUUGGAGUUAAGGGGAAGACUGUUGAAAUGGCUCAGGUUACCCGAGUAACAAAACUGCCUCAGUCCUUUUCAAGGGGGUCAAAAGUAAAUAUUGUGCACCCUUUGAGGUGCACAAUAUUUGAGGUGCACAAUAUGUACACCUGGGGGUGGAGUGCUUAGCCCAACACUGUUCAAUGUUCUGAUGCACAAAUGUAUUUUUCUUCAUUUUCUCGUCCAACCACUUGGGGUGGACGGUAGAGCGACAGUCUUGCUUCAUGCAGGUCGGCGUUUAAUCCCUGACCAUCCAAGUGGUUGGGGCACCAUUCCUUUCCCCCGUCCCAUCCCAAAUCCUUAUCCUGACCCUUUCCAAGUGCUAUAAAGUAAUGGUUUGGCACUCUUCCCUGAUAAUUAAAACAAAUUAAAAAUU